Messenger RNA from Spea bombifrons (plains spadefoot toad), 2488 nucleotides. RefSeq names its product excitatory amino acid transporter 2-like. The coding region runs from base 1 to 1674 and encodes 557 amino acids. The transcript is spliced from 9 exons. Gene Ontology annotation, cellular component: plasma membrane. Gene Ontology annotation, molecular function: L-glutamate transmembrane transporter activity; glutamate:sodium symporter activity; neutral L-amino acid transmembrane transporter activity. Gene Ontology annotation, biological process: L-glutamate transmembrane transport. The record is from RefSeq and is a predicted model, not a curated record. NCBI's taxonomy places the organism in Eukaryota, Metazoa, Chordata, Amphibia, Anura, Pelobatidae.
AUGACCAAUCACAUUGAGGUCCCGAUUUCGGAUGGGCAUCACAUGAGCCUGGAGGAGCUGCCUAAACCAUGUUGGAUCCAGCACUGUAACUGGCUGAGAAGAAACCUUCUCUUAAUCCUCACCAUAGCAGGUGUGAUUUUGGGUUCUGUGUUUGGGUGUCUCCUCCGUCUGCUUCCACCGCUGGACGGGAAUAUUUUGAUCUUGAUUUCGUUUCCGGGGGAUAUUCUCAUGCGAAUGCUGAAAAUGCUGAUCUUGCCUCUGAUCAUCUCCAGCUUAAUAUCAGGUUUGGCUGGUCUUGAUGCUAAGUCUAGUGGACGGAUGGGCACUCGCGCCAUGGUCUAUUACAUGUCAACAACAAUCCUAGCUGCUUUGCUGGGAGUCAUUCUAGUUCUCUCCAUCCACCCUGGGAACCCCAAACUUAAAAAGCAAGUCUCUGUCUCAACCAAAAAUGAUGAAGUUUCCAGUAUUGAUGCCUUUCUGGACCUUAUCCGAAAUCUGUUUCCUGAAAAUUUGGUACAAGCGUGUUUUCAACAGAUACAUACAGUUUCCAAGAAAGUUCCUGCUCCUCUGUCACCUCUUGAUCUAAUUAGACCUCUGAAUAUCACUAGUUCUUCAAGCAAUGCAUCUCAGACUAAUAGCAGCCUUAGUGAAGCAAGCACUGGACCCACCAUGGUGACGCAGAAGACGCUGGAGUUCAAGGGAGGCAUGAAUGUACUUGGCCUCAUAGGUUUCUUUAUCGCAUUCGGAAUCUCAAUGGGAAAGAUGGGAGACCAAGCCAAGUUAAUGGCCGAUUUCUUUAACAUCCUUAAUGAAAUUAUUAUGAAAUUGGUCAGCUUCAUAAUGUGGUAUUCGCCGCUGGGCAUUGCAUCUCUCAUCUGUGGAAAGAUUGCAGCUAUCAAGGACCUCGAGACAGUGGCCAGACAAUUGGGAAUGUACAUGAUCACCGUCAUAGUGGGCCUAGUUAUUCACGGAGGGAUGAUAUUACCGCUCAUAUUUUUCUCAAUUACAAAGAAAAAUCCCUUCUCAUUCUAUGCCGGCAUAUUUCAGGCUUGGAUCACCGCUCUAGGGACGGCUUCAAGUGCUGGGACCCUCCCUGUGACUUUCCGCUGUCUGGAAGAAAACCUCAAAAUAGACAAGCGUGUUACCCGUUUUGUUCUGCCUAUCGGAGCCACCAUAAACAUGGAUGGCACGGCCCUCUAUGAGGCAGUGGCCGCCAUCUUUAUUGCACAGAUGAAUGACGUGUCUCUGGACGCUGGUCAGAUAGCCACAGUGAGCCUGACGGCCACGUUGGCCAGUGUUGGGGCAGCAAGUAUACCCAGCGCUGGCCUUGUCACAAUGUUACUCAUCUUAACAGCUGUGGGACUCCCAACUCAGGAUAUAAGUCUGUUGAUAGCAGUGGAUUGGUUGCUAGACCGCAUGAGAACAUCUAUCAAUGUAGUGGGUGAUUCAUUCGGAGCUGGAAUCAUCCACCACUUAUCCAAAGCAGAACUUGCAGCCAUAGACGCCAAGCAUGAUGUUAAGGAUGGGUCAGAUAUGGUGAAAAUGCAUAUGAUGAACCACGAGGUCCCCAAAAAACCUAUCAGAGAGGGCAUUAGCACCCCACCCUUUUCAGGCUAUGCCUCCCUACCUAGCGAUGAGUAUCAAGUGGAAAUAGAGCCCUCGCUGUCCCUUUAGUUUGAUUAGAAGCGGCGUGUCUCCACCUGCUGGUCCUUCUGUGCACUUUACAGUUUGUCCAUGUUCCAGACCCAAGCAGCAUCUACCGGUGCCAGAUUCAAAUAACUCAGCCCCUUCUCAUUAACGUUAGGACAGAUCAGUGGACUAGAGAUGCUCGGCUGGGCGUGAUGCCUUUAGAAUUGUGUUCCAAAAGUGUCAUUCAUCUAGUCAUACAAAGAAGCUUUAAUUUUUGUUGGGUGUUCCCCUAAGGUUGAAGUGACGUGUCCCAUUUUCUUGAUGCAGGACUGUCAUUAAACCUUCCUUCCAUGAUUCUACGUGUCCACACUAAUGCCUAUAGUCCUCUCUCCUCCAUUGGAUCUACAUAAUGUUUGAGGAGGCACUUCAGCUCAGUGACCACCUUUAGGUUUUUUCAUUGAAGUGAGACAGUAGCAGGUUCAGCUUCUUUGCCAGAAGAACUUGUUUCCCCCCAAUAUAAUACAUCAGAUGUAUUGAAAGUCACACCACUGAUGCCAAACACCACACAGAGCUGAUGCUUUAUGGUAAUGCUAAUGAAGUCCUCCUCUGAUGAAGGUCAUUCUUCUACAAACUCUCCUUAGUCAGUGCCAUUGUCUAUUGGAUUGAAAUUGAGCAAUUCUAACCAGAUUCUUACCAUAAAGCAGUAUGAUAAGGAAUCGGGGUCUUUGUCUACUAGAUUGGGUUCAGAUGACAGAGCGAAAAUUCAUAGAAAUGGCCAAUAUUCAGCCAUAUUCUGCAAAAACUAAAUUUUUUUUCAAAACAUUUUGAAAACUCAUUUCUAAUCUGAUACUAGAAAUAA